AUGGAGCAUCAGGUUCAGCGACUAGUUGACGUUGCCUGGGCCAAGUACGAAGCCUUGCCUUCGGACCAGCGACUGCUCGUCGGCAUCGCCGGCAUCCCAGGCUCGGGUAAGACGACACUUUCCCAGAUCAUCGUCUCUCGCCUCAACGACCGGGCCGAACAAUAUUCUGGCUCGUCCCCUCGGCCUCCACCAGCAACUUCUCUUCCCAUGGAUGGCUUCCACCUCACCCGCGCCGCCCUCUCUUCCAUGCCCGACCCGGCCACGGCGCAUGCUCGUCGCGGCGCCGCCUUCACCUUUGACGCUCCCAAGUUUCUCAGCCUCGUUCGCCGUCUGCGAUGCUCGCCCAUCCCUGCCGACCCCAUCCUCGCACCCUCAUUUGACCACGUCAUCAAGGAUCCCAAGGAGGAAGACAUUGCUGUCCUGCCGACGCAUCGCAUCGUCGUCCUCGAAGGAAACUACCUCGCGCUUGACAAGGACAUCUGGCGGGAUGCUGCCGCCCUCCUCGACGAGCUGUGGUUCGUCGACGUAGACUUCCAAGUCGCUCGAAGGCGGUUGCGUGAGAGGCAUGUGAGGGCGGGCAUCGCAAAGGAUCUAGAGGAGGCUGAUAAGCGGGCAAGGGAAAAUGACUUGGUCAAUGGGGAGGAGAUUGUCUCCCAUCGGCUCAAAAUCGACCAGGUCGUCCACAGCAGAGAGGACGGCAGCUGGGUGCACGAAUAG
Messenger RNA from Drechmeria coniospora, 717 nucleotides. RefSeq lists its product as uncharacterized. Bases 1 to 717 code for a protein of 238 amino acids. Lineage: Eukaryota; Fungi; Ascomycota; Sordariomycetes; Hypocreales; Ophiocordycipitaceae. The record is from RefSeq and is a predicted model, not a curated record. The transcript has 2 exons. Gene Ontology annotation, cellular component: cytoplasm.